UCGACGCCCGCGUGUCCACGCGAUUUUGCGCCGAAUUAGUCAGCCCCACGUCGUAUACGUCGGCUUAUAUGGGCACGCGGAUUUCCUCGUUCCAUUUCAUAUCGCUGCAGGAGACGCGGCGCGCGAUGAAGACCGUCUCGUCGUCGCAGGCGCUGUUCCCAACCUCCUCCAAGCUCUGCACCCCGUACCUCCUCCUCCUGCCACUCGGCCUCCUCGCCGCGGUGGUCGUCAUCCCCAGCCUCGGCUCCUCCCACGUCCGCUCCAACGGCCUCGGCGUGCUCUGCCCCGGCCUCGACUCCGACGGCUACUCCGUCGCGUCGGGAGCAGCCGAGAAGGUCGUCUCCACCUCUGUGGAGGCGACGACGCUGACGGCGCCGCAGCCGGAGUUCCGCCUCCUCGUGGGCGUGCUGACCACGCCGAAGCGGUACGAGCGGCGAGGCAUCGUGCGCCUGGCGUACGCGCUGCAGCCGGCGACGCCGGGCUACGCGCAGGUGGACGUGCGCUUCGUGCUCUGCGGCGUGGGCAUCGACCCGGUCGACAGAACGCUGGUGGCGCUCGAGGCGGCCCGGCACGGCGACAUCCUCCUGCUCAACUGCACGGAGAACAUGAACGACGGCAAGACGCACGAGUACUUCUCCUCCGUGCCGCGCACCUUCGCCGACGCGCCCUACGACUACGUCAUGAAGACCGACGACGACACCUACCUGCGGGUGGCCGCCAUGGCCGCGGAGCUCCGCUCCAAGCCCCGCGACGACGCCUACAUCGGCUACGGCUUCGAGGUCGGCGACGACCCCAUGCAGUUCAUGCACGGCAUGGGGUACAUCGUGUCGUGGGACAUCGCGAGCUGGGUGUCCACCAACGAGGACAUACUAAGGUACAACGACACCCACGGCCCCGAGGACCUCCUCUUCGGCAAGUGGCUCAACAUCGGCAAGCGGGGCAAGAACCGCUACGACCUCAAGCCGAGGAUGUACGACCUCAACUGGUUCAGGGACAACUUCCGCCCGGACACCAUCGCCGUGCACAUGAUCAAGGACAACCGCCGCUGGGCUGAAGCAUUCAGAUACUUCAACGUCACAAGCGCCUGAUUGAUCGUCCCAUCCAGGCUCUACCACUUGCCCUGAUUGAUUGAUUGAUCGAUCGAUCGACCAAGCUGGCUGUUUAUAUUUUA
Molecule: messenger RNA, 1171 nt
Organism: Lolium rigidum
Lineage: Eukaryota; Viridiplantae; Streptophyta; Magnoliopsida; Poales; Poaceae
Product: beta-1,3-galactosyltransferase 6-like
Exons: 1
Coding region: 69-1088 (339 amino acids)
Cellular component (GO): Golgi membrane
Molecular function (GO): hexosyltransferase activity
Source: RefSeq, a predicted model, not a curated record